CAGUAAUACCGCGGCUAUACUCGGUGAACAGUCACGACGUUUUCCUCGGUCUUUCGCGGGCAACAAAACCGCCGGUUUGGCGCCAGUUUUGAUAUAGGGAGCGCUCGAAAAGUUAAACACGACGCGUGAUUUUAAUUCUCUUCGACCAAUUCAUCAUGUCCGCCGCAAAAUCGGACGUCUGAAGAAAUUAGAAGGAUGCCGGCUGGUAUUUCGACUCUGGCGCCGUCGACGGAUGCGGAAUCUUUCGAUUAUGAAGCGAAGGAUCCGCCGGCCUUUACAAUCUUACAGAAGGAUGGCCUGGACUCGAGUUUGCCUCUUUUACACGUCAACGAAGACGAUGAGAUGAAUGCGUCGCAACUUAUCAACUUAGAAAACAUGAAGAACGCAAUGAAGAAUAACUUCUGUAAUCGCAGACGUAUCAGCAAAUCCAACGAACAUCUGGUCUUGGCUAGUCUACAAUCGAAUCAAGCCAAUCCUCUGAAGAAAAAACAUCAAAGUAGAAGUCAAGAUAGCUUAACAUUAGUUGAGGACAGACCACCUACGGUUAAACCUAGCAUUGUCUUAUCAACGGAAGAUUUCAAUGAGGUGUUGAACGCGAAAUUAAAAAAAAUCCAAGAGCAAGCCGAGGCCGAGCAAGGCCGCAAGUCGCUUAAGAAAUCGAUCCUACCGCAGAAGAAGCCCUUCAUCACGACCGUGAAGACGGGAGAAUUUCUAAUGCCGCCACCGGAAGUGGCGGCCUUGCUCGGCAUAGCGCCCAGCGGAAAGAACGAGGAGGAGGAGGCCGUAGACGGAUGUCCUCUGAAGAGCAGGUUCAAAUCAUUGGUAUCGUUAGCCAAGAGACCGGAGGUACGUCACAAUAGCCAUAAUGCCAGAUGUCCAGCCGCCCUAAAGGCCACCGUAGAUUUUUCCCUCGGCAUGAUGAACGCCACCACCAUCGCCACCGCCUCGACCUUGAACGAGCAGGCAAGAAGGUUCAAGAGGAGUGAACUGACCAGAUUCCCGCAGACGCCGCGAGCUUUACCAAAAAAGUUGGAACCGAUCGAGGGCAUGAUGAAUAUGCUGCCGAGACUUCGCGGCGAUCACUCAAUUCCCUUCGGGAAUAUUAUGUUUGACCGUCGAGUGGUUCGAGGAAGCACAUGCGCUUCCAUUCCUACUCUUAUCGAUAGGGAACAAUCGAUAGCAGCGAGACAAGCAGAAGCAAGACGAAGACAUUUGGCAAGGAAACGUGCUCAAAUGCAAACUUGCGGAGUCGUUAGACCGGGUUCGCCUCCUCCGGUUGCUGGAAGAAAACACGAACCGGUGCAAACGGAGAUUUUUCUCGAAGAGCUGAUAGAGAAACCAGACGAAUCCGAAGUAGCCACACAGACCGAUUACUUCUUGGAAAAACCAGUACUACCAAACUAUUAUCUAGGCGAAAUUGGUCAAGACGUUGGCACGCAAAUCGAACCCGGGGAACUCUUCGACUACGACACUGAAGUCCAACCGAUUUUGGAAGUGUUGGUAGGCAAGACUAUUGAACAAGCCCUAAUCGAAGUUCUGGAAGAAGAGGAAAUCUCUGCUCUUAAGGAGCAGCAGAGAAGAUUCCUCGAAUUGCGCAUGGCUGAGAAAGCUGAAGAGCAACGAUUAGCGGAAGAAGAUAGAAGACGUAGAGAGGAGAAGGAGCAACGCAUGAAGCAACAUGAAAAGGCGAUGAAAGCUCAAAAGGAGACUGAGGAACGAGUCGCGGCUGCAGUAUUGUUAACAGGAUAUAUUGCCGAACUUUUACCUGCGGUUCUAGAAGGUCUGAAGAUGUCUGGCUAUUUACUGGAUGAAAUUAAGGCUGAUGUCGAAGAAGGUUUCAUGCCGUGGUUAAUGAAAGAAGUCAAAAAAGAAAUGGGUAACAUGAUUGAAAGCAGAGAAUUGUUAAUGGAAAUAAUUAAAGAAAUCUUGGAGAACCGCGCGCAAACGUACAGGCAGCUUGGUGAAGAAUAUGAUAUUUCAAGAAAUAAGAAAUUAGCAAACGUAUAUAAUUUGGAAGGAGGUGAAACUGAUAGCGAUUUCGUGAAUUAUGAAUCACCCGCGCAACCGUACAUGCAGCUUGAUGAAGAAUACGAUAUUUCAAGAAAUAAGAAAUUAGCAAACGUAUAUAAUUUGGAAGGAGGUGAAACUGAUAGCGAUUUCGUGAAUUAUGAAUCACCCAUGGCAGAAAACGCAAUUUAGCAUGAUAAUUUGUUUUCAGAACAUUAAUGAUGUUAGAAAAUGAGCAAAACGUAGUUAACUUUUGGAUAACAGGAUUUACCUUAACCAGCACAAAAGCAAUAUCCGAAUCCGGUACCUUCUACAUUAAGCAGUAUACACAGCUGUGCAACAAAUCCAUCUCCUUCGUUUACACCCUCUGACAGGUCACCGCAGCGCUCGCGAUCCCUAUCGCAAACAGUAACGAGAAAGACCUAUCAGAAAUUAAUUAUCGAUUCUCGAAAUCAACGCGGUAUAAUCUCUCUCGCUGACAUAAAAAAGAUGCAAGAGAUAAAAAUAAGCUUUGUCAAAAUCAAUUUUUAUC
This is a messenger RNA of Acromyrmex echinatior (Panamanian leafcutter ant), 2539 nucleotides long. It is a transcript of the gene Rsph3, whose product is annotated as Radial spoke head protein 3. Lineage: Eukaryota; Metazoa; Arthropoda; Insecta; Hymenoptera; Formicidae. The record is from RefSeq and is a predicted model, not a curated record. Gene Ontology annotation, cellular component: cilium.